ACAUGCUAAUAAAGCUAACUGAAAUGUAACUGGGUCAUAAAGGUCAUAAAAUAAUCACAUGGAAGUCCAGUAUAUAUAUGGUCCACCAACUUCCUCCCACUGCAGAAAUAGAGAAAUAAGGGUUUUGUGUGUGUGUGUGUGUGUGUGUAUGUGGGUGUGUGUGGGUGGAGACAGUUGCUACAUUUACUACAGAUAUUGAAUUUCUAAAAUACUGUUUAAUUUCCUUUUUUCUUUUCACCUCUGUCGUUGGUGUCAUGUAUGAACCUGUUCACAAUGAUAAAAAUGAAGGAUACUGAGGGAGUGAUGAUCAGAGAAUUUUAAGUGUGAAGUGUUUUAGCAUCACAUCACUGUCCUGAAAAACGGAGCCUUGACUGGCAUAAACUACUUGUACAGACAAAGGUACUUUAAACAACAAUCAACUUUUUGUUUUUAUUUCAACUGGACAAUUUUGAUCAUAAAAGCUCCUGUGACAUAAUGCAAGAAAAUCUGAUAUCAAUGAGUAACAACUCAACAUGUAUUCAACCAUCCAUGAUCUCUUCCAUGGGUUUACCAGUCCUUUAUAUCUUCCUUUGUAUCAUUGGUCUCUUUGGAAAUUCUCUUGCUCAAUGGGUAUUUUUAGCAAAAAUAGGUAAGAAAACAUCAACUCACAUCUACCUAACACAUCUUGUGACUGCAAACUUACUUGUGUGCAGUGCUAUGCCUUUCAUGGGUAUCUAUUUCCUCAAAGGCUUUCAAUGGGAAUAUCAAUCAAUACAAUGCAGGCUGGUCAAUUUUUUUGGAACUCUAUCCAUGCAUGUAUGUAUGUUUGUCAGCCUCUUAAUUUUAAGUUGGAUUGCAAUAAGCCGCUAUGCCACCUUAAUGAAAAAGGAUUCCAUACAAGAGACCACAUCAUGCUAUGAGAAAGUAUUUUAUGGCAAGUUACUGAAAAGAUUCCGCCAGCCCAACUUUGCAAAAAAACUAUGCGUUUACAUAUGGGGAGUUGUACUAGGCUUAAUUGUUCCAGUUAUCAUAUACUACUCAGCUGUGGAGGCUACAGAAGGAGAAGAGAUCAUGUGCUAUAACCGGAAUGUGGAAUUAGGAGCCACGAUCUCUCAGAUUGCAGGCCUCAUUGGAACCACAUUUACUGGAUUUUCAUUUUUAGUUGUACUGACGUCAUACUACUCUUUUGUCAGUCAUCUGAAAAAAAUAAGAACCUGUACAUCCAUUAUGGAGAAAGAUUUGACUUACAGUUCUGUGAGGAAGCAUCUUUUGGUCAUCCAGAUUCUACUAAUAGUUUGUUUCCUCCCAUUUAGCAUUUUUAAACCCAUUUUUUAUGUUGUACACCAAAGAGAUAACUGUAGGCAACUGAAUUAUUUAAUUGAGAUAAAAAACAUCCUCACCUGUCUUGCAUCAGCCAGAAGUAGCACAGACCCCAUUAUAUUUCUUUUUUUAGAUAAAACAUUUAAGAAGACAAUAUGUAAUCUCUUUAAAAAAUCUGAUUCAACACAUAUACAAUCCUGUGGUUGACCUCUGAAUGGAAAAAACCACCAAAUAUAAAAGUGUCCAUAUGACUCUACUGGGGACACUAAACUACAAGAUCAACAGGUCACAGCUCGGCUGAUAAUAGGAACCAAGAAAUCCUCUUUGGUUUAAAAAAUAAAUAAUCACAAACUCACUUUACAGUUCCACUUAUAAUGAAGGUUGAGAUGGAAGAGACUGAACAGAGGCAAAAGUCAAGCAUACUGAAAGGAUCCCACUGCACAUGAAGCUAAGAGACAAUAUUCUAUUUAAAUUCAAUUGUGGAUGCUUCUAUUCAGAAUACAGUAUUUUGUGACUGUAGGAUAAAGAAGCAAAUGGUAUAUGACUUUUCUACUUUCUAGUAGUUAGAAUACAAGGGUCAACCUAUGAAUACUGUUUUGUUGGUAACUUUAAGAGUGAGUAAAACAAAAAAGUGAAUAUGAAAUUUCUUCAAUUAAGUCCUGUCUAAAUGUAUGACUGAUACAAAGUAAGAAUCCAUGGUUUUAUAAAUGCAGUUAUUUAUUUGGUAUAAUCUAGCUAAUGUUACUAGGAGAAGAAAUAGUCAUUGAUUCUGGUAUUUAUUAAGCAGAUGUUAUUUAUAAAUAUGCUUAAAUAUUUGGAUUAGGCUUUGUCAAAUAAAAAGUUAAUACAAUGUCAUUAUACACGAAUCUCCAUUACAUUUAGUAUAUUUUCCUAUGCAUUUAAUAUGAUGUUAUUAAUGACAAAUAGUUCUUGGCAUGUAGGUAUGUUUGAUUUAUUUUUGUGAAAUAAAUGAAUGAAUGAUAAAACAGUAUGAUAGCAUCACUGCUGAGAGACUGGUCUCUGGAGCUGGAGUCCCUGGGUUCAAUCCUAGCUCGACCUCUUAUUUAGCUGGACAGUCAUAGGCAACUUACCCUCUUUAAGUGUUAAUUUCUUCAUUUGUGGAACAGAAAAACACUACAUAAUUCAUAGGUACUAUUAUUAAAUCAGAUGAUGUUAUUGUUAUGAAUAGCUACCAUUUACUAAGCAAUUGCUAUGUGUCAGGCAUUCUUUUUCUAUGCUUUAUAUGUAUUAUUUAAAUCAUCACAACCUUAAAGUAUGUCAAUUUAAUGAUGAAAAACUGAAGCCCAAAAUUUCUCCAAUAUCUAAGUAAAUAUUUAAAUAGUAAGCAUUUCUCAAUGGUUAUUUCUUUCUUCCAUAUAAUCCUGUCAGACAAAUGAUGAUGACUGUAUUCUGUAUC
Artibeus jamaicensis (Jamaican fruit-eating bat) is the source of this 2716-nucleotide messenger RNA. It is a transcript of the gene GPR82, whose product is annotated as G protein-coupled receptor 82. Gene Ontology annotation, biological process: G protein-coupled receptor signaling pathway. Bases 475 to 1506 code for a protein of 343 amino acids. The record is from RefSeq and is a predicted model, not a curated record. The transcript is spliced from 3 exons. Gene Ontology annotation, cellular component: membrane. Gene Ontology annotation, molecular function: G protein-coupled receptor activity. NCBI's taxonomy places the organism in Eukaryota, Metazoa, Chordata, Mammalia, Chiroptera, Phyllostomidae.